CUACAAAGUGAGGAGUUUUGUAUGGAGGUCAACGAGUGUCGAAUUUGGUCAACAAAAAAUGUAAUUGCUCAUUUGCGACGUGAGACUUAUUUGAUCGAAUUGAAGUUUAGCAAUGGUUAGUUUGUUACGAAUGCACUGAUAUAAGUGAACGAGCGUGGCAUUCCGGCAACUUUUGGGGAAAAAACUACUUUUAUCGGAGUUGCGCCGACUGAGGGGGUUGUGCAUGUUGAUCACACGCGUAUCUGCCCUCUUAUUGGCUAGAAUGUUCCAACUGAUUUCGCCUCCUCCCGCCUGCCUUCCAUCUUUGAGGACAUGUAUUUCCAUUGUUAGAGCGGUCACUCGACUGUCUUGUCAAUAUAAUAUAACACCUUUGGGGAUAUCAUGGGAGGUGUGAAGCAGGAGCAGAAUGAUGGACCACCACCAAGAGGCAUGCCGUCCUCUGAUGCAGCACACGAAGAGCAUAUCCGUUCUCUUUCAGUACAGCCUGUGAAGAAGAGGGGUUGGCCAAAGGGUAAGAAGAGAAAGAAGGUUUUGCCCAACGGUCCCAAGGCACCAGUGACUGGAUAUGUGCGCUUUCUGAAUGAACGACGAGAGCAGAUCCGUGCCAAGUACCCUGACCUGCCCUUUCCAGAAAUUACCAAGAGGUUGGGUGCAGAGUGGAGCUGCUUAGCACCUAAUGACAAACAGCGCUUCCUGGAUGAGGCGGAGCGAGAAAAGCUGCAGUAUGCCCGGGAGCUGAGAGAAUACCAACAGAGUGAGGCCUAUCAGAUCACCAGUGCCAAGAUCCAGGACAAGAAGGUCAAGAGAGAGGAGUCUCCAUCUGUCAUUAUCAAUGCCAACAGUUCUGGAUCAGCUGCUCUGAAGGGUUCAGACUACCUGUCCAACAGAUUUGAUGUUCCAAUAUUCACAGAGGAGUUCCUGGACCAGAACAAGGCCCGGGAAGCAGAGCUGCGGCGUCUACGCAAAGCCAACGUUGAGUUUGAGGAGCAGAAUGCCGUGCUGCAGAAGCACAUAGCAGACAUGUACAGCGCCAAAGAGAGACUGGAAGCUGAACUGGGGCAGGAUGAGCUCCGGACACAGGCCUUACACAGGCACCUGCUGGCCAUCAAACACACCCUCGUCAGCAGUCUGUCCACCGUGGCCCUGCCAGGCACAGGUGAGACCCCCUCUCUUGGUACCCUGGACUCUUACCUGAGUCGCCUGAGUGGUACUCUGGAGAGCAACCCUCAUGAGCACCGUGCCUUGCUGACUCAGCUUCGCGAUGUCCUUUCUCACCUGGACAGUGAGAAGCUAUGAUGGGACCUCCACACCCAUUCUGACUUGAUGUGGAUCCUGGAUGGUAUAACAACAGGUCAUAUCGGUGCCCUUCAGUGUAGUCAUGGGAUAGAUAGGAUGUCUUUCUGAUGUAACAGACAAAUUACAAACUGAUAAAACACAAGGCUCAGUCUAUAUAGCAUUACUCUGUGGUAUACAGAGUAAUAUAUAAAUUGAUUAAAUAAAGAAAAUUCCUCAGCAAUCCCCACACCCCCUAAUUGCAAGGUGAGUUCCUAGAAUUUUUUGCAAAUGUAUAAAAAAAAUUAAAAAGAUGACUUAUUUACAUAUGUAUUCAGACCCUUUGCUAUGAGACUUGAAAUUGAGCUCCGGUUUUUCCUGUUUCAAUUGAUCAUCCUUUUAAAUGUUUCUAAAACUUGGAAUGGAGUCCACCUGUGGUAAAUUCAAUUGAUUGCACAUGAUUUGGAAAGGCACACCUGUCUAUAUAAGGUCACUGACGGCUCUAGAGUUCCUCGUUGGAGAUGGGAGAAGCUUCCAGAAGGACAACCAUCUCUGCAGCACUCCACCAAUCAGGCCUUCAUGGUAGUGGCCAGACUCCUCAGUAAAAGGCACAUGACAGCCUGCUUAGAGUUUGCCUAAAGACAAUAUUGAACUCUUUGGCCUGAAUGCCAAGUGUCACAUCUGGAGGAAACCUGACACCAUCCCUAUGGUGAAGCAUGGUGUUGGCAGCAUCAUGCUGUGGGGAUGUUUUUCAGCGGCAGGGACUGGGAGACUAGUCAGGAUUGAGGGAAAGAUGAUCGGAGCAAAGUACAGAGAUCCUUGAUGAAAACCUGCUCCAGAGCGAGCACUCAGGACCUCAGACUGGGGUGAAGGUUCACCUUCCAACAGGACAACGGCCCUAAGCACACAGAGAAGACAAUGCAAGAGUGGCUUCAGGACAUGUUUCUGAAUGUCCUUGAGUGGCCCAGCCAGAGCUCGGACUUGAACCCGAUCCAACAUCUCUGGAGAGACCUGAAAAUAGCUGUGCAGCAACGCUCACCAUCCAACCUGACAGAGCUUGAGAGGAUCUGCUACGGAGAGGAAUGGGAGAAACUCCCCAAAUACUGGUUGGCCAAGCUUGUAGCAUCAUACCCAAUAAGACUUGAGGCUGUAAUCACUGCCAAAGGUGCUUCAACAAAGUACUGAGUAAAAGGUCUGAAUACCUAUGUAAAUGUGAUGUUUAUUUUUAAAUGAGCUAAAAUGUCUGAAAGCCUAUUUUUGCAUUGUCUUGAUGGGGUAUUUUGUGUAGAUUGAGGGGAGGGGGACAAUUUAAUACAUUUUAGAAUAAGGCUGUAACCUAACAAAAUGUGGAAAAGUCAAGGGGUCUGAAUAUUUUCUGAAGGCACUGUAUCUGCAUGUGUACGGUCUUGUUCAGCUUUGGAGGCAAAUGUCAGCCUUUCAGGCUUGUUGUGAACAGUCAUUAUGUCAACUGCUUACCUUGUUCCAUUUAUAGUUCCUAUGGUUUAUGGGGAAAAAAAUCAUGGGAAAAGCAGUUUACAUGCCCUUUUCCCAUAUGUCUUCACUUGAAAUAAGGAGAUUGAAGAAGUGUACUUGUGUCAAAUGAGAGACCAAAUGAACUGGAAAAGAUCAUAGCAACAUUUUCAGAAUAGUUUUUUGUAAUGCUAUUGACAUUAGGGGUGGGAAGUUUUGGAUUAAGGUUUUUUUUGUCAUUUUUUUUUUUUUUUAUGAAUUUGAAAUUGAAGUUUUGUCUCCUUUUGUAAUCAUUAUUUCAAUUUCCAAUAAAAGUAAAUGUGUGUAAUUUCCCGGA
Molecule: messenger RNA, 3079 nt
Organism: Oncorhynchus keta (chum salmon)
Lineage: Eukaryota; Metazoa; Chordata; Actinopteri; Salmoniformes; Salmonidae
Product: SWI/SNF-related matrix-associated actin-dependent regulator of chromatin subfamily E member 1-related-like
Exons: 9
Coding region: 382-1296 (304 amino acids)
Biological process (GO): regulation of gene expression
Cellular component (GO): nucleus
Source: RefSeq, a predicted model, not a curated record